CAAAGAUGGCUUCGCUCUUCAGCCUGCAAGAAACGAGCAAACAGAUUGGCGCUGAACCUAAACAACCACUCUGGUAUCAGAACUCAGCUCGAAGAGUGAUUCCAAAUCAUCUUGUCCCUAGGAAGCGACUCGCAUUUCAAUUGAGCGGCACCAGCACUAACAAAAAAGACUCCAAACAAAGCGCUACGAAUGGAGCCUCCUCAAACAACAACGCAUUUAACUCUACAGAUUUCAAUUUGAUUUCUUUUGGUAACACUGCGCAUAGAACUAGCAGUGCAGGCCAUGGUGACUCGCUGUCUCUUUUUCUUACUGCAGAUGGUCAUGAUAUCUCCCAGAGUUUUGAUACCGACGAUAUCCCGUUGUACAACGAGAACGAAGAUCUUCCUCCUGCAAAAUCACUCUACGAUCUCAAUGACGAAGUAGUCAUCUCCCUCAACAAACCACAACAACACACGGAGUCCUUCAUUAAUAAAGAUCCAAAAACUUUCGUGAACGCAUUCCACCAGAAGAGUGAUGUUUCCAGUACGCCCGAGGAGGAUCCGGCAGCUAAAUUGAGCCCCUUGCUGAUCAGCGAAUCAGCAAUAUUGGUGUUUGGAUAUCCCGAGGCUAUGACGUCGCAGAUAAUUGGGUAUUUCUCGGACUUCGGCACAAUUCUAGAGCAUUUUGAAGCUCUGAAGAACCGGAGAAACGAAAAUGCUAACAUAUUACUCGCCGGUACUCAGACAUCAUCUUCCUCCUCUGGUCUUCCUCUUUUCAGUGGUAAUUCAUGGGUGAAGCUUACCUUCGACAACCCUGCAUCUGCGCAAGAUGCUUUGAAAGAAUCGGGCAGUGUUUUCAAUGGUGUGCUCAUUGGCGUGGUUCCAUACACAAAGGACGCCAUCGAGAAACUUCAAAAGCGAAAAUUGAGCCCACUGGAAGAUAUCGGGGGUGGAUUUCAGCUGCUCACGCGCAAUAUAUCAAAUGAAGUAGACAAGGGUGUGGCUGGUGACACGAAUGACCUGCAGGCAUCGUAUAUCAAGCGUUUGGAUGUGAAGGACGGAACUGGUUUAUUCUUGAAGGCCAAUGGAACAGGCGCACAAAGCGAGGGUCUGGACGAGAAAGGAAAAGGAGAGAAGUUGGGGCUCUUAGCCUCUGUAACCAAGUACUUCUUUGGGUUCCAUGACCUCUAG
Molecule: messenger RNA, 1169 nt
Organism: Metschnikowia bicuspidata var. bicuspidata NRRL YB-4993
Lineage: Eukaryota; Fungi; Ascomycota; Pichiomycetes; Serinales; Metschnikowiaceae
Product: FG-nucleoporin
Exons: 2
Coding region: 6-1169 (387 amino acids)
Biological process (GO): regulation of DNA-templated transcription; nuclear pore organization; NLS-bearing protein import into nucleus
Cellular component (GO): nuclear pore nuclear basket; nuclear membrane; nuclear pore central transport channel
Molecular function (GO): structural constituent of nuclear pore; phospholipid binding; single-stranded DNA binding
Source: RefSeq, a predicted model, not a curated record